GGAAGAGCAGGAGCGACGGGAGCGCCGCUGCCUGACAAACCCUGACAAGUAAAAGUCGACAGGGGACAAGUUUACGGGAAUUUUAUCUUAAUAAUCCUGCAUAGUGUCUCCUUUUCCCUCCGAGUGGCUGCCUCCGUAGCAGUAGAGAAGCUCUGCUCAGGAAGCCAUGCUAAUAAACAUCUUCCUCUUGCGGUGAGCUGCUGCCUCGAGGACAGUCGGAGGCAUCAUGGCCGAGCUGCCUAUUGCCCCAGGCCAGGUCUACAUCGAGGUGGAGUACGACUAUGAAUACAAGGCCAAGGACCGCUUCAUUGCCAUCCGCCAGGGAGAAUGCUACAUGCUGGUCAAGAAAACCAACGAGGACUGGUGGCAGGUUCGGAAGGAAGAGGGGACUAAGGCUUUCUACGUACCUGCCCAGUAUGUCCGCGAAGUCCGCAAAGCCCUCAUGCCACCUCCUAAACCUCUCCCACACCCUCCUGCUGCCACCGGCAACACGCCUCCACACGGCGGCGGUGCUCUUUGGGUAAAGCCGACCAGUCUGGAGCUGAGUCCCCAGGGCCGGUCCACCGAGAACCUCCACAGAAAAGAGUCCAACUAUCGGCGCUCGCCCUCCGCACAAACUGCCUCCUCUGGGCACUUCAGUCCGCCCAGUCAGCGCAGGGACACGAACCACCAUCACGCCCCUACCACUCCCACCGACCACGACCGAGCUUUGGCCGACAUCCUCGUCCAGGGUGGCGGCCCCCAGCCCGAACACAAGGGAAGGUGCAGCACUCUACCCCGCUCCCGAGCUCGAUCCCCGGAGCUGGUCCGAGCCCCGCUGGACGUGGACAGCACCCAACACUGUGACUCUGCGGGUGAAGAGAGACGCACCAACGACUCGGAGUCAGGAGACGAACUGAGCAGCAGUUCCACCGAACAUCUCCAGACGGUAUCUUCAUCAGGCCAGGGCCGCUCCGAGUCCCCUGUCUACACCAACCUCCAGGAACUGAAGAUCACCCAGACCAACCUGCCGCCUUACCCCUCUGGCUCCCCCGUCCACGUGCUAGGCGACUGGGAGACCUACAAAGACCAGAACGGCAGGUACUUCUACUACAACCGCUCCACCCAGGAGAGGACCUGGAAGCCGCCCCGAGCCAAGGACACCAGCACCAGAGGAGAGAACCACAGUGCAGGAGAAAGCUCUGAGACCACUCCUCUCUCGCUCUCGCCGUCUUUCCUUCCCUUCCUCUCGCUCUCCAUCGGUCGACUCCAGCCUCUGUCAUCCGAGGACACCUGCUUCAGCACCUACUCUAGCCAGUCAGACAGUCAGUAUGGCUCGCCACCGCGUGGUUGGUCGGAGGAGAUGGACGAGCACGGCCACACGCUGUACGUCAGCGACUAUACCAAUGAGAAGUGGUUAAAGCACGUGGAUGAGCAGGGCAGACCGUAUUACUACAGUGCAGAUGGUUCAAGGUCAGAAUGGGAGCUGCCAAAGUACAACAUCUCCCCUCCACAGCCGCCCGGAGACGCGCCAAAGAGUCGCAGUUUGGACAGGAAACACGUGGAGCCCAUCGUCCUGACCAAGUGGAGACACAGCGCCUACGUCCCAGACCCCAACGACAAGGACGCUCCUCUGGGUCAAAAGCCCCCCUCUCCUGACUCUGACUCCUGCCCUUCGUCUCCCAAGCCCCCCACCUCUCCGUCUGAAAAGUGCGGAGUUCUGAAUGUGACAAAGAUCACUGAACACGGCAAGAAAGUGAGGAAGAACUGGACUUCCUCCUGGACCGUGCUCCAAGGAUCCACGUUGUUAUUUGCCAAAGGCCAAGGAGGCGGGACCAGCUGGCCAUACUACCACAGUGGCUCCCUCCCUGAAUUUCUCCUGUCACUGUUGAGUAACUGGAGGCCGUCUGCUAAGAAACGUCCUGCUGUCUCCUAUGGCUGCUCUGGGCUCGACAGAGCCUCCUCUUUUGGAGGCGGUCAGUCCAAACCAGAGUUCACUGUGGAUCUGAGGGGCGGCUCGGUGGAUUGGGCUUCCAAGGACAAGUCCAGCAAGAAACACGUUAUAGAGGUGAAGACUCGGCAGGGCACGGAGCUGCUGAUCCAGUCAGAAAACGAUGUCCUGAUCAAUGACUGGUUCCGAGCGCUGCAGGACACCAUCAGCACCCAUGCCUGGGAGUCUGAUGAGGCCAUUGAAGAGGACAUGCCGGAGUCUCCUGGUGCAGAGAAACACGACAAAGAGAAAGAGCACAGAGACUCAAAGAAAGGCAGAGCCAUGAAGACCUCCACCAGCAUGGACGGCUCCGACAACAAGAAGACCAGACACAAGCUGAAGAAGUUUCUGACCCGCCGCCCGACCCUGCAGUCCGUCAGAGACAAAGGAUACAUCAAAGAUCAGGUGUUCGGCUGCAGUCUGUCCAGUUUGUGUCACAGGGAGAACACCACGGUGCCGAUUUUCGUCAGGAUGUGCAUCGACCACGUGGAGAACAACGGUCUGUGUAUAGAUGGGCUGUACAGGGUUAGUGGGAACCUGGCUGUCAUACAAAAACUUCGCUUUGCUGUUAAUCAUGAUGAGAAGGUGAACCUGGCAGACGGGAAGUGGGAGGACAUCCAUGUGACCACUGGAGCCUUAAAGAUGUACUUCAGGGAGCUGCCGGAGCCUCUCUUCACCUACGCAUUCUUCCAUGACUUUGUCAGCGGCAUCAAGAUUUCAGACUACAAGCAUCGAGUUCAGUCCAUCAAAGACCUGGUCAGACAGCUGCCGAAGCCCAACCACGACACCAUGCAGGCUCUCUUCAAACACCUCAGGAAGGUGAUCGACCACGGUGAGGAAAACCGUAUGACCACCCAGAGCGUGGCCAUCGUGUUCGGCCCCACGCUGCUGCGACCUGAAACGGAGACCUGGAACAUGGCGGUCCACAUGGUCUACCAAAACCAGAUAGUGGAGCUAAUACUGCUGGAGUACGAGAACAUUUUCGGCAGGUAGAAAGAGACGCCGGAGGAUGAGGCCUCUUUGUUUUUGUUCUCUCCCAACGCAGAGCUCUUCCUAACCCAGCAUGGCCCUGCCAAAAACAGCCCGGCCUGGCUUGGCUCAGCCUGGCCCAGCCCGGCCCGGGGGCAGCUUCUCUUCAUCUCAAACCAACCUGCGGUAACUGGCUUCUCCAAUCUCGCAACCUCCGGACCAAAAGCCACGCAAAUAUGAACCAAAACAUAGAUGUAACAAAACUAGCGACCAAAAAAGUUUUAGACUCUUUGCACUUUUCAGUAUCUCAUUUUCUUCUGCAGCUGCGUUUGUGCCACUUUACUGCAAAGGUGACGCCCUCCUGUCCCGACACUGGAUUCCUAAAACUAAUACAUGGGCCAAACAAGCCUCUAAACACUGCACAGACGGACUGAGAGCCUCAGUAGCCUCGAUCACAGAGGAGGCGUCAGUAUUGGAGGUUGGAAGCGGAGGUGCAACCCUGUAUGUACUGUACUGUAUAUUCUAUGACCUGUAUAGACCGCACUGGGGAACCGACAGAAGAAACCAAACUGCUUGGCUUUAGACGUUUAGACACUAAGAGGAGAAACAGAGUUAGAACAAGGAGAAGAAGGGAAGAUGUAGAGGUCUUUCAUUUAGGAGCUAUAUGUCAUUAAAGAACAAUUUCUGCCCUUUCCGUGCUGUUCUAUCUUUCACUUUAUUUUAAAUGUUUUGUUCCUCUUCUACCUCUUUCUAUCUCUCUUAGGGCUUGUGUACACAUAGUGUUUUUUUUACAAGUGUGUAUGAGGCAGCUAGGGCUGCCUAGAGAAAAAGCGAGAGGAAAAAUUCACAGAUUACUGAUAUAUCGCCCGCUACGGUGAAUUUUUUAGCUGAAAUGAAAAUGGGCUGAUAUUGCAUCGAUAUGAUAUAUAUGAUAAUGCUGCUUUCUCAAACAAAUAACUUUCUAAAUAUUCUUUAACAUAUAGGCUGUAUUGAACAAAUUAACACUGAGAAGGUAAAGAAUAAAUAAAAAUAUAAUAAAUUGUACAUCAGUACUGUAAAAAUGAUUUUUUUUUAAAUUUGCAUUAUAAUCAACAAUAACAAAACAGUUUUCAUGUCAGUGCAUAUUGGAAGACAUAUACAUUAUCGGUAUACAGUACCAAGAUGUCUGCGAUAGGCAAACUAUGCUGAGAGUUCUCUACUAUGUUUUGCUGUCAUUUAGCUCUUCACUACUGCCUGUUAAACCCUGGGCCGGGCUACACACACACACACACACACACAGCAGACGGUGAACCGCAUGAAGUGAAGAGAGUUAAUGACAACUUGAGUAAAACGUA
This is a messenger RNA of Morone saxatilis (striped sea-bass), 4272 nucleotides long. Its product is annotated as rho GTPase-activating protein 12-like. The record is from RefSeq and is a predicted model, not a curated record. Gene Ontology annotation, cellular component: cytoplasm. NCBI's taxonomy places the organism in Eukaryota, Metazoa, Chordata, Actinopteri, Moronidae. Gene Ontology annotation, molecular function: protein binding. The coding region runs from base 227 to 2962 and encodes 911 amino acids. Gene Ontology annotation, biological process: signal transduction; regulation of GTPase activity. The transcript has 19 exons.